This is a messenger RNA of Papaver somniferum (opium poppy), 723 nucleotides long. RefSeq lists its product as uncharacterized. The transcript has a single exon. NCBI's taxonomy places the organism in Eukaryota, Viridiplantae, Streptophyta, Magnoliopsida, Ranunculales, Papaveraceae. The record is from RefSeq and is a predicted model, not a curated record. The coding region runs from base 1 to 723 and encodes 240 amino acids.
AUGGAAGAUUUUCCUGGCCAAAAUCCAUCAAACUCCGAUGAUAAUCAUCCCGUUGUUCCACCAGAAACGCCUGAAUAUUCCCAAGCCAAAUCACUUCUCCCUUAUUUGAGUGUGAUUGAGUUGCAGAAAUUGAGAGAUGAAGCACAAUCAGAGAUUAACCAUCGUGUUCAAGAGCAAUUACGUCAAAGAGAAAAAGAAGCUGCUCGUAUCCGAAAAGAGCGAAGAAUCGAGGCUCUCUACACUGCAUGGCUACCCAAAUUCUUAGAAUGGCAAAGUAGAAAAGGUGAGGAAAAGGCAGAGAGGCAUGCCAAAGCCCCAAGAUAUGGAAGUGCGACAGAGAGUGAUUCCGAGGCUUCUGAUGGAUUUGAAUAUGAUGUGGAGGAAGUGAACACCAGUAACCUUGAUUCUAAUGCUGCGGAGGAUAAACGCAAGAUGGAUGCUUAUCAUGAUGGGAAAUUGAAUAUACGAUUCGAGUAUGAACUUUCCAAUCCCAAAAUCUUUGCACGCACCAUGAGUGAAGGUGAGCCAAGCAAGGUAAGGGUAAGCAGACGAAUUUCCAUGGUAGAUGAUGAGGAAACUGAGAGUGACGAGGAUGGAGAAGAUGAGGACAGUGAUGAAGCAUCGUCAUCCAGUGGAACAUCACUAGCUGCUUCAUCUGACAGUGAUGAUGGUGAAUGUUAUGAAGAUGAAGGAUGGGAUAUUGACGAAGAUGAUUGGUGGUAA